ACGUGAUUUUUGACCCUCCCCGUGUGUUUCACCUUAUAGUGUUUAAAUAUUUCUUUUAAUUUUAAUUCUUGACGUGUCGAUUUUAUUCUAUUUUUAUUUAGUAGGCUUAUUUGCGAAAAUAAAAAAAGAACAAAAUAUUUGCUAUUUUUAGAGUAUAAGUUUUGUAUUUUAAAGAAAGAAAAUUACAAAAAUAUGCUUUGUAGGUUUUAAUUUUGCUUAGACAGUUAUUUAUUUUAAGAUUUUUUUUUCUUUCUUUUCAGUUAUCUAGAAUUAGUUAUUAAAUAUAUAUAUAUAUUUGUUUUUAUUUAUUUAUUUUUAUUUUUACAUUAAAAAAAAAAUAAUGAGCAAAUGGGAUUACACCACCUCAUCACAUAAUGACAAAGCUCCAUAACAAACCUUAUCACAAAAAUAAGAAAAAGGGGGUCACGUUUUUGGUGGAAACAUUUUUUCAUAAAAAGGGGAUAACAAAAAGGGGGCCCGCGGAUUUAGGGUCUGUUUUUGUGCACAAAGGAACACGUGAAUUGGGGGAUUAUUGUUAGGGGUGGGGACCACGAAGGGACCUAUAUCAUAUUCAAUCAAAAAAAAAAAAAACCAGGAGGAGCAUCGUUAAAUAUAGAGAGCAGCUUUGUUUUUUUUUUCGGGGGGGACUGCCUACUCUUUUGAUAGCAGUAGCCCACUAUACUUCUCUUCCAACACCUGAACUUUCAGCCGUCAUCCAACACCAUAUGAGCUCCACCAUUAGCUCAUCAUCUUCAUCUCCCUUAAACAUCCAAAGUUUAUGAAAAACAGAGUACCUUGAAUCCACUAUGAUUUCGGGUCUCGUAUCUCGUUUUUUGGGCUGAGUUAACGAGGUCGAGGUUGUUGUUUGAAGUCUUGCUUGGGGUUUCUGGCCGCUGGUUCCGCUCAAUGUCGCCGGUGAAAUAUUCGGGUCAAUAGCUUCAUCGAGUUCCUGUAACUUAAACAAAGAUUCAUCUAUACAAAGGUCCAUGGUCCUGUUUGCUUUCAAGUUUAGUCCGCAUUUUUCCUCUGUAAUCCAAUGCUUGGAGAUAUAAAUAGUUAUCAAUACAAUGAAGGAAGUUUUACGCCAUUAAGAGAAGAGUUAAGGUAAAAGUGGUUGGUUUGUGGCCAUACUGGCAACGCAUCAUUAUUUCACAAGGUCAAAGGGCAGUAUCGGAAUGACGGAAGGGACUUCGCUACCGAUGAUCAACAUAGGGGAUGAAACGGAACGGGUGGCUCAACAAGAAUCUGCCAUCGCCGAGGAGAAUAGAAUUCUCAGGCAACAAAUGAUUGAGAUGUUGCAAGGAUGGUCGAAUGGUCAACAACCUCCUCAGUCAAUCCCUGGGUUCCCCGACAUCACUUCCGUCGCACAGGCAUGCUCACAAGCACCGUUAUCUACUGCGGAAGACCCGGUAUACCCACCUGGGUUCGGUCAUUACACCAAUUUGCCGAAUACGGCGGAAACUUCUGUAGGUCGUCCUCCAAGGGUACCAAUCAGGACCGAUCAUUCCGGGAUUGCAACCACUGGGCCUGCCUACACAUACUCACUGUCUAACCCCAAUCAUGUUGCAAAUGUAAGACCCGUUUACACAAUACCGCCACCUGCGGUUAUGCAAAGGUCAAACCUUGUGCCACCAUCUGACAUCCGUCAAGAGCAGCAUUUUGCACCCGAUUUUGCAUUUGGGGCUCCUGAUCCUUAUCAUCAGACUCUACAUUUUAGUCCUCUAAUCGAUUCUGAAGGACCUGCUAAGAAUGCGGUUACGCAUCUUGGCCAUGAAUAUAGAGGUCCUGCUAAGAAUGCGGUUACGCAUCUUGGCGCUGAGUAUGGAGUUGCUACUAAGAAUGUAGAGCAUGACGAAAUGGUUAGGAAGAUGAAAAGUCUAGAACAAGCUAUGAAGAACUUGCAUGGAUCAGGAAGCUAUAAAAGCGUUUCAUACAGUGAUUUGUGUAUGUUCCCGAGUGUUCACUUACCUCCGGGGUUUAAGACACCGAAGUUUGACAAGUACGAUGGGCACGGUGAUCCCAUAGCUCAUUUGAGGAGAUACUGCAACCAACUGAGAGGAGCUGGGGGUAAUCAGGAAUUGCUCAUGGCUUACUUUGGGGAGAGUCUGACUGGUUUAGCUUCGGAAUGGUUUAUUGAUCAGGACAUUGUGAAAUGGCAUACUUGGGAUGAUAUGGCAAAUGAGUUCGUGCAACAAUUUCAGUACAAUAUUGAUCUGGUUCCUGAUAAAAAGUCUCUAACCAACCUGAAGAAGAAAGUUACCGAAAGUUUUAGGGAGUUUGCGGUUCGUUGGCGUGAACAAGCUGCAAGGGUAAAGCCACCAAUGAGAGAAGGAGAGAUGGUGGAGACUUUUCUCCAAGCACAAGAUGAGACAUAUUAUCAACACAUGAUCCCAGCCUUAGGAAAACCGUUCAUUGAGGCCAUUAAAAUGGGAGAAAUAAUAGAAGAAGGAAUCAAAACAGGACGCAUUGUCGGCUUUGCCGCGUUGAAGGCAACAACCCAAGCCAUUCAAAAUGGUUCAGGGAGUUUUGGUGGAAAGAAGAAAAAGGAAGACGUAGCUACGGUUGCGCCUGGGCUACGGCGAAACCCGAGGGGCCCGCCUCGCCAAUACACUCAACCCCAACCCCAACCCCAACCCCAAAACUACACCCAAGAUCCAUAUAAUUACCCACAACACUACUUCCCUCCCCAAAACCCACAAUAUUCUAUUCCGCCCCCUCAGUACCCCAUAUACAGUACGCAGCCAUAUGUCCAGCCCCCUUGUUACCCGCAAUGGCGUGCACCAACCCCGCAAGUCCGUCCUCCACCUCCACAGACUUACCAAGGCCCUCCCAGAUCCAAUUUUCGGCCCAGGCCGGAGUACAAAAGGGCAAAUACGGUCAACGAUAACUUUACCCCCAUUGGGGAAUCAUAUGCUGAUUUGUUUCAGAAGUUGAGGGCAUUAAAUGUUUUAAGCCCAAUUGAAGGAAGGAUCCCAAACCCUCCUCCGAAAAAUCUUGAUUACUCUCAAAGAUGUGCUUAUUGCUCUGAUACCCCGGGACACAAUAUAGAGAAAUGUUGGUAUUUGAAGAAAGCAAUCCAAGAUUUGAUUGAUACACAACAAAUUGUGGUGCAAAAUGCAGAUAUACCGAAUAUCAAUCAAAACCCACUACCAAAUCAUAAAGAAACAAACAUGUUGGAGUUGAUCUAUGGUAGUGAUGGGUCUGAUGUUCCAUACAAGCCUAUCAUGAAGAUUGAAGCAGGCGUGGAGAAAUCAGUAAAUGUGGCAGAUUCCGCAAAAAUAGCACCUUUGGGGUUAAAUGAGGUUACAAAGAGACCAAUCCAGUCAGACGCGAUGAAACCCUUAUUGAUUGUGAAGGGAGCUCCAGAGAAGGUUGGGGCAAGUCAGGGAAAACCAAAGUUGAUCGUGCCAGGGGUGUCGAGCAGGCCUAUUUUAACUGUCAAAGGGGCGUUCACCACUCCUAUCAUUAUUAAGCCAGUGACACAACUUUCAAUAGUUGAUGCUAAGGCGGUUCCCUGGAAUUAUAAUCAGACUAUGGUUACUUACCAAGGGAAGGAAAUCAUCAAAGAAGUAGACGAAGUAGGGGGCCUGACUCGUUCAGGAAGAUGCUUCGCUCCGGAAGAGUUAAGGAAAACCAAGCAGGUAAGGGAAGGCCAAAUACCCGUUAAGAAACCAGUAACAGAAGAAGAAGCUGAAGAGUUCUUGAAAAAGAUGAAAUUGCCAGACUAUUCCAUUGUGGAGCAAUUAAGGAAAACCCCUGCUCAAAUCUCUUUGUUGUCUUUAUUAAUACACUCAGAUGAACACCGCAAAGCUUUGUUGAAGAUUUUGAAUGAAGCUCAUGUCCCUACUGAGAUUACGGUUAAUCAAUUGGAGAAAAUUGCUGGGAGGAUCUUUGAGGUAAAUAGAAUCACUUUCUCAGAUGAUGAACUACCCGUUGAAGGUACUGGACAUAACCGAAGCCUUCAUAUUACUGUAAAAUGUGAGCUUUCCUAUGUCACGAGAGUUUUGAUUGAUGGGGGCUCUGGUGCAAACAUUUGUCCUCUGUCAACCUUACAAAAACUAAAUGUAAGUACUGAAAGAAUUCGACCAAAUAAUGUGUGUGUUAGAGCUUUUGAUGGAGCGAAAACUGACGCCAUCGGUGAGAUAGAUCUUGUGCUUACAAUAGGGCCUGGUGAUUUUACCAUAGAUUUUCAAGUAUUGAACAUCAAUGCCUCCUAUAAUAUGUUGUUGGGAAGACCGUGGGUACAUAUGGCUGGGGCAAUCCCAUCCACAUUGCAUCAGAUGAUCAAGUUUGAAUAUGAUAGGCAGGAAGUGAUCGUUCACGGUGAAGGGGAUUUGUCCAUUUAUAAAGACUCCACUGUUCCCUUUAUCGAAGUGGAUAAUGCUGAUGAAACACUGGUGUAUCAAGCUUCUGAUAUAGUGGUAGCUGAGCAGAUCCCUGAAGGGAAACCCAUUCUGAGACCGCAGUUGCCUCCAACAUCUGUUAUGGUGGUAAAUGAAAUGUUGAAAUAUGGUUUUGAGCCAGGAAAAGGCUUGGGGGCUUCUCUACAAGGUAUGGUUUAUCCGGUGUGUCCACGUGAGAGUCCAGGUCCAUUUGGUCUGGGGUUCAAACCAACGGCUGAAGAUAGAAAGAGGGUUAAAAAGCGAAAAAAAGAAGCAUGGUCACUUACUAAGCCUGUGCCACCAAUCUACAAGUCCUUCGUCAAGAAUACCAGCAGUUUUUCCCAGCCAGUACUGGAUGUGGAUUUUGGGUUGAUUGGGUGUUUCCAGAACUUGUUUGUUGAAGCUGAUAUGGUUGAAAUGGGAGGGGGUCCCAGUAACGCGGAUGUGCAGUUCAUUGGCCAUGAUGUCCAACUCAGCAAUUGGGAAGUCACUCCUCUCCCAACCAGGAAGGAGUUUUGUUCUGUUUGUGCUGGUUCUAAUGAUAUGACAUGCAUGCGGAAUUCUCAGCCAGAUUUUAAAAUCCGACCUAACCAUGAAACAAUGAACCAAGAAGUUGAAUAUGAUGAAGAAGAAGUAUUUCAGGAAAUAAGCAGGGAUUUGAAACACUUCGAAGAUAAAACGAACCCUAAUUUGAAUGAAACCGAAGCAAUCAAUCUAGGAGAUCAAGAUAAUGUCAGGGAAACUAAGCUAAGUGUGCAUGUUCAACCACAUUCCAAGAAAGAAUUAAUCCAGGCUUUGUUUAAAUAUAAGGAUGUUUUUGCAUGGUCUUAUGAUGAUAUGCCGGGUUUAAGUACUAAAUUGGUGGUUCACAAAUUGCCAACUGACCCCACAUUCCCUCCUGUGAAGCAGAAAUUAAGGAAACUAAAAUCAGACAUGAGUGUGAAGGUUAAAGAAGAAAUCGAAAAACAACUUGAGUCCAAAGUCAUCCGAGUCGCUCGAUACCCUACUUGGUUAUCCAAUGUUGUCCCCGUUCCGAAGAAGGAUGGCAAAACGCGUGUGUGUGUGGAUUAUCGUGAUCUAAACAAAGCAAGCCCGAAGGAUGACUUUCCAUUGCCCAAUAUCCAUAUUUUGUUAGACAACUGUGCUAAGCAUGAGAUUGCGUCUUUUGUAGAUUGCUACGCAGGGUAUCACCAGAUCGUUAUGGAUGAUGAUGAUGCAGAGAAGACAUCCUUCAUCACAGAAUGGGGUACAUAUUGUUAUCGAGUCAUGCCGUUUGGGUUGAAGAAUGCUGGGGCAACAUAUAUGAGAGCGAUGACCACCAUAUUUCACGAUAUGAUGCAUAAAGAAAUUGAAGUAUAUGUGGAUGAUGUGAUCAUUAAAUCAAGAAAGCAGUCUGACCAUGUCAAGGAUUUGGUGAAAUUUUUCGAAAGGCUUCGCAGGUACAAUCUUAAGCUCAAUCCAGCGAAAUGUAUAUUUGGAGUUCCGUCAGGGAAACUUUUGGGGUUUGUAGUCAGUCGGCGUGGUAUUGAAUUGGAUCCUGCAAAGAUCAAAGCUAUUCAGGAGUUACCACCGCCAAAGAACAAAACCGAGGUAAUGAGCCUACUUGGGAGGUUGAAUUACAUUAGUCGAUUUAUUGCUCAACUCACAACAACUUGUGAGCCCAUUUUUAAGUUGUUAAAGAAGAAUGCUGCGAUUGAAUGGACUGACGAAUGCCAAGAAGCGUUUGACAAAAUCAAGAGGUAUCUGUCGAAUCCACCUGUAUUGGUUCCUCCCGAGCUUGGGAGACCUUUAAUAUUGUACCUAUCAGUCCUGGACAAUUCCUUUGGUUGCGUAUUGGGUCAACAUGAUGUUACAGGCAAGAAGGAACAUGCAAUCUAUUAUCUCAGCAAGAAGUUUACUACUUAUGAGGCUAAGUACACUCAUCUAGAAAGGACGUGUUGCGCUUUGACUUGGGUUGCACAAAAAUUGAAACAUUAUCUUUCGUCCUACACUACUUAUCUUAUCUCCCGCUUGGACCCUUUGAAGUAUAUAUUUCAGAAACCCAUGCCCACGGGCAGGCUUGCAAAAUGGCAGAUAUUACUCACGGAGUUUGAUAUUUCGUAUGUGACUCGGACCGCGAUGAAAGCCCAAGCCUUGGCAGACCAUCUGGCGGAGAACCCAGUGGAUGAAGAAUAUGAGCCAUUGAAAACGUACUUUCCUGAUGAAGAAGUGUCAUGCCUCGAGGAGGUCAUUCCGGAUAACGAUCCGGGUUGGAAGUUGUUUUUUGAUGGGGCUGCUAACAGGAAAGGAGUUGGGGUAGGGGCCGUUCUUAUCUCAGAAUCAGGACAACAUUACCCUGUAACAGCCCAGCUUCGAUUUUAUUGUACCAACAACAUGGCGGAGUAUGAAGCUUGCAUUUUGGGUUUAAGGUUAGCUAUCGACAUGGGGAUUCAAGAAUUAUUGGUAUUGGGGGAUUCAGACUUGCUAGUCCACCAAGUUCAAGGAGAGUGGGAAACCCGUGAUUUGAAGCUUAUACCAUAUCACCAGUGUUUGCAGGAUCUUUGCAGACGGUUCAUAACAGUAAAAUUUAAGCACAUUCCUAGGAUUCAUAAUGAGAUUGCUGAUGCUUUGGCCACCUUGUCUUCAAUGCUCCAGCACCCAGACAAGGCUCACAUUGACCCUUUACAUAUACAAACUCACAAUCAACAUGCUUAUUGCAAUACAGUUGAAGAGGAACUUGACGGUGAGCCUUGGUUCCAUGAUAUUAAAGAAUAUACCGAGUCGGCGAAAUAUCCAGCACAUGCUACCAGUGACCAGAAGAGAGCUAUUCGACGAUUGGCAAACGGAUUUUUCUUAAGUGGAGGAAUUUUGUAUAAAAAGACUCCAGAUUUAGGACUUUUGAGGUGUGUAGAUGCUAAAGAGGCUACAACUAUCAUGACUGAGAUACAUUCAGGAGUUUGUGGACCGCACAUGAACGGGUAUGUUUUGGCAAAGAAAAUUCUUCGAGCAGGCUAUUACUGGCUCACCAUGGAGCGGGAUUCCAUCCGUUUCGUUCGUAGGUGUCAUCAGUGCCAGGUACAUGGCGACUUGAUACAUUCUCCUCCUUCAGAAUUGCACACAAUGUCUGCUCCAUGGCCUUUCGCAGCUUGGGGGAUGGAUGUGAUCGGACCAAUUGAGCCGAAAGCGUCCAAUGGGCAUAGGUUCAUUUUGGUGGCCAUCGAUUACUUUACAAAGUGGGUGGAAGCAGUAACUCUCAAGUCGGUGACUAAAAAAGCCGUGGUGGAUUUCGUUCAUUCCAACAUCAUUUGCAGGUUCGGGGUCCCGAGGACAAUGAUUACAGAUAAUGCGGCGAAUCUCAACAGUCAUCUGAUGCGUGAGGUAUGUCAGCAGUUUAAGAUUACACAUCGGAAUUCAACUCCAUAUCGUCCGAAGGCAAAUGGGGCUGUGGAAGCUGCUAAUAAGAACAUUAAAAAGAUACUGCGCAAAAUGGUGCAAGGUUCGAGACAAUGGCAUGAAAAGUUGCCUUUUGCUUUAUUGGGUUAUCGCACAACUGUUCGCACUUCAGUAGGUGCAACUCCUUAUUUGUUGGUAUACGGGACCGAAGCGGUUAUACCUGCAGAAGUUGAAAUCCCGUCCCUUCGAAUCACUGAGGAAGCCGGAAUUGAUGACGAUGAGUGGGUCAAAACCCGUUUAGAGCAAUUGAAUCUGAUUGACGAAAAGAGAUUAACAUCGGUAUGUCAUGGUCAAUUGUAUCAAAGGAGGAUAGCACGAGCACACAACAAAAAGGUGCGCCCCAGACAUUUUGAAGUGGGUCAAUUAGUGUUAAAACGGAUUCUUCCACAUCAGGCAGAGGCCAAAGGCAAGUUCGCCCCAAAUUGGCAGGGGCCAUUCGUGGUGAAGAAGGUUUUGCCCAAUGGUGCUUUGUAUCUGACAGACAUAGAAGGCACAAUGUCUGAAACUGCCAUCAAUGCAGAUGCAGUGAAAAGAUAUUAUGUAUGAUUUUCAUCUCCCUACCUUUGAUUUACUUGUUGGGUGCUUGAUAUUUUUAAGGGUUGAUAUGACGAAGGCAGUCUAUUCUGCUACCUAUACAUUAUGUCAUCCCUUGCUACCCCUUUUGAGCCAUAGUUUAUUUUUCUUUCGCAACCCUCGUUUGGAAUCAAGCUUUUCAUAAAUAUUAUUAUUAAAAAAAAAAAAAAAAAAAAAAACAGCAACAACAACAAAAUCAAAAAAAAAAAAAAAAAAAAAAAUCGGAACUACGUCUGACCUGAUUCUUGUCUAGACAAGAUACGUAGGCAACCCUAUUUUGGGGUUCGGUCCAACCAAAGAGAAUCCAAAAUUUCCCGUUUCGAAGAAACUGGGAUAGAAGUUAUUAUUUUCUUUUGAGUCGAUUCCAAACGUUGUAAGUUUCAUCCCUUAUUACUUUUGUAUUGUCUUUGAGCCUCCAUGCCAUCCUUUAUUUCCAACCCUAUCCAAAAGCCACGUUACAACCAAAUAAAAGACCUUCAGAUCAAUCAUUAAGAAUGUCAAGGCUGAGCAAGCUAUGAGUAUAAGGCAUUUGCAUCAUUGGCAUCACUUGUGGCAUCAGCAUAAGGGAGAUAGAAGAAAAAUGAAAAUGAGAGAGUCUUAUUGGUGAAAACCCUCACGGGCACCGUAAGACGAUUGUGAGUUGAGAGAAUUGAAAAUGAGAGUCUUAUUGGUGAAAACCCUCACGGGCACCAUAAGGCGAUGGUGAGAUGAAAAAAAUAUAUAAAAAAUGAGAGAGUCUUACUGGUGAAAACCCUCACGAGCACCAUAAAGCGAUGGGGAGUUGAGAGAAUUGAACAUGAGUGAGACUUGUUGGUCCACUAAUUGUAUGAAGGCCUUGAUUUUGACGCAGUUGUUGGGUGUAUACAUUCGGUUUCGAAGUCAAAGGGUUAGUAAGAGUUUAUGAAUAAUUAGGAUGGACAAAUCAGACUGAUUAAGCCAAAAUGCAUGUCAUAUCAUUGGAGCUGGCUACAACAUUCAGAUAAGUUUUCCCCAUUCUUUUCUUUCUCGAAGAGGACAUCCUUCUGUUAACCUCUUUUCAUCUUUAUCUUUUAUUUUGCUUUCGUCGUUUGGAUUUCAGGCUUUUUCUUCGAGUCAUUCUGUUGUGAGAUAAGUAAGAAAGGAUCACAAAACUUGCUACCAGUUUUCCCAAUUGCGAAGCAAAACAUCUUGGCUAGCACAUGAAGGUAACAUAAUUCAGUCGGCGUAAGAUACUCAACCAGCUGUCGACCAUUAAUAAGUUUUGGAUUCAGGGAAAUACAAGGUUCAAUAAAGUUUGAGUUAACGGACAUUAUGAAACAAGAGAUCUAUGGUCUGGUGUUGAAGUUACUUCUGAGACAUUUUGGAAACCAUGUUUGAGUCAGUAAUGCCGUGGGUCAACAGGAUGCGAUAACUGUCUAAAAGCAGAGACAAACAAGAUGAGUGCAAAAAGCAGUUGCUUUCACAGACAAGCCAUAAACCAACCACAAAGUUUUGAAACUCACAAAUUUUUCUUUGUUUGAAACAGGGACAUAAAAUUUUAUUCGCUGCCUGCAGGUACAUUCUGAAAAAUGCAAGGCGCAAGUAUUACGAGGACAAAACUCAGGACCCUCCUGGAAAAUGGGAUUUAGGUUAUCAGGACCCUCCUGGAAAAUGGGAUUUAGGUUAUCAGGACCCUCCUGGAGAAUGGGAUUUAGUUAUCAGGACCCUCCUGGAAAAUGGGAUUUAGUAAUUCAGGACCCUCCUGGAGAAUGGGAUUUAGUUAUCAGGACCCUCCUGGAAAAUGGGAUUUAGUUAUCAGGACCCUCCUGGAGAAUGGGAUUUAGUUGUCAGGACCCUCCUGGAAAAUGGGAUUUAGUAACUCAGGACCCUCCUGGAGAAGGGGAUUUAGUUAUCAGGACCCUCCUGGAGAAUGGGAUUUAGGUUAUCAGGACCCUCCUGGAGAAUGGGAUUUAGUUAUCAGGACCCUCCUGGAAAAUGGGAUUUAGUAAUUCAGGACCCUCCUGGAGAAUGGGAUUUAGUUAUCAGGACCCUCCUGGAAAAUGGGAUUUAGUUGUCAGGACCCUCCUGGAAAAUGGGAUUUAGUAACUCAGGACCCUCCUGGAGAAGGGGAUUUAGUUAUCAGGACCCUCCUGGAGAAUGGGAUUUAGUUAUCAAGACCCUCCUGGAAAAUGGGAUUUAGUUGUCAGGACCCUCCUGGAAAAUGGGAUUUAGUAACUCAGGACCCUCCUGAAGAAUGGGAUUUAGUUAUCAGGACCCUCCUGGAAAAUGGGAUUUAGUUGUCAGGACCCUCCUGGAAAAUGGGGGUUAGUUCAUCAAGACCCUCCUGGGAAAAGGGGGUAUAGUUAAGGGACGCACUUCCUAGUUAGUACAUUUGAUUUUACUUCCAUAAUUAAAUUAUUUUAUAGUUUAUAAUUUUGCUAACACUCACCAAAAAAUUUCCUGGUAUGAACUAGGAUAGGAAAUUUUGUUCGUGUUCGUUGUUUUUGGUAAUUUGCAGGACCCGCCUGAAGAAUGGGAAGCAAGUCAGGACCCGCCUGAAGAAUGGGAAACAAGUCAGGACCCGCCUGAAGAAUGGGAUGAUCAGGAACCCGCCUGGAGAAUAGGGCCACCUUUCAAUUUCAAGUUCAGGAACCCGCCUGGAGAAUAGGGCCACCUUUCAAUUUCAAGUUCAGGAGCCCGCCUGAAUAAUAGGGUCAACAUUCAACUGCUUUUCAAUUUCAAGCUCAGGAGCCUGCCUGAAGAAUGGGGUGUACUUUGGGUUGCUUUCAAGUUCAGUCAGAAGUAGCACGAGUCCCGCCUGGAGAAUAGGGAUGACUUUAAAUUUAAAGUUUAGAAACAAGCAUGAAGGUUCAAGUCAAGAUUCAAGAGAGGCUGCAUAGAUAGGGUCUUGUACUUGUAUUUUCUUUUUAACUUUUAUCUUUCAUUUGAUGUAAUAAUAGGACCGCGGACCGGAGCCUCGACAGGACCUCGCUCGACUAUUCACCUCAAUAUGUUUCAUCUCCCUUCUUACUCUUGAACUACACGUGACCUAAUUCCCUUAUAACCCGGGAUAUGUAGGAUGCCCAAAACCAGGGCUCGGUUGCAUUAUCUUCUUUCUUUCCCUUCCUUUUAGAACAACGGUAGGGUUAAACUAGUCUCUUUGUCUACUUGUUUGUUUGAAAACUCUUCGUGUUCCCAAUCAAACAGGGACAGCUGUAGACACGUGAUUUUUGACCCUCCCCGUGUGUUUCACCUUAUAGUGUUUAAAUAUUUCUUUUAAUUUUAAUUCUUGACGUGUCGAUUUUAUUCUAUUUUUAUUUAGUAGGCUUAUUUGCGAAAAUAAAAAAAGAACAAAAUAUUUGCUAUUUUUAGAGUAUAAGUUUUGUAUUUUAAAGAAAGAAAAUUACAAAAAUAUGCUUUGUAGGUUUUAAUUUUGCUUAGACAGUUAUUUAUUUUAAGAUUUUUUUUUCUUUCUUUUCAGUUAUCUAGAAUUAGUUAUUAAAUAUAUAUAUAUAUUUGUUUUUAUUUAUUUAUUUUUAUUUUUACAUUAAAAAAAAAAAUAAUGAGCAAAUGGGAUUACACCACCUCAUCACAUAAUGACAAAGCUCCAUAACAAACCUUAUCACAAAAAUAAGAAAAAGGGGGUCACGUUUUUGGUGGAAACAUUUUUUCAUAAAAAGGGGAUAACAAAAAGGGGGCCCGCGGAUUUAGGGUCUGUUUUUGUGCACAAAGGAACACGUGAAUUGGGGGAUUAUUGUUAGGGGUGGGGACCACGAAGGGACCUAUAUCAUAUUCAAUCAAAAAAAAAAAAAAACCAGGAGGAGCAUCGUUAAAUAUAGAGAGCAGCUUUGUUUUUUUUUUCGGGGGGGACUGCCUACUCUUUUGAUAGCAGUAGCCCACUAUACUUCUCUUCCAACACCUGAACUUUCAGCCGUCAUCCAACACCAUAUGAGCUCCACCAUUAGCUCAUCAUCUUCAUCUCCCUUAAACAUCCAAAGUUUAUGAAAAACAGAGUACCUUGAAUCCACUAUGAUUUCGGGUCUCGUAUCUCGUUUUUUGGGCUGAGUUAACGAGGUCGAGGUUGUUGUUUGAAGUCUUGCUUGGGGUUUCUGGCCGCUGGUUCCGCUCAAUGUCGCCGGUGAAAUAUUCGGGUCAAUAGCUUCAUCGAGUUCCUGUAACUUAAACAAAGAUUCAUCUAUACAAAGGUCCAUGGUCCUGUUUGCUUUCAAGUUUAGUCCGCAUUUUUCCUCUGUAAUCCAAUGCUUGGAGAUAUAAAUAGUUAUCAAUACAAUGAAGGAAGUUUUACGCCAUUAAGGUCCACUUCUUACUUUUCCUCUUUAUUUUUUAUUAUUACUAGUUCAUAUAUGUCUGUUGGAUUUUCGUUUUCCUCUUAGUUAUUUUUGAGCCGUUGAUUUUGCAUAAUCUUCGUUUCUGUGUAAGUUUGGAUCAUGCUGAUGUUUAAAUGGGGUUAUAAUACCUUCAUGGACCUUUAUUUGAACUACUGGAUAUAAAGUGUUUUGCUGGGUCUUUA
Lycium barbarum (goji berry) is the source of this 12876-nucleotide messenger RNA. RefSeq lists its product as uncharacterized. Gene Ontology annotation, biological process: DNA integration. Gene Ontology annotation, molecular function: nucleic acid binding; RNA-DNA hybrid ribonuclease activity. Bases 1176 to 8360 code for a protein of 2394 amino acids. The record is from RefSeq and is a predicted model, not a curated record. Lineage: Eukaryota; Viridiplantae; Streptophyta; Magnoliopsida; Solanales; Solanaceae. The transcript is spliced from 3 exons.